Molecule: messenger RNA, 1650 nt
Organism: Diaporthe citri
Lineage: Eukaryota; Fungi; Ascomycota; Sordariomycetes; Diaporthales; Diaporthaceae
Exons: 2
Coding region: 1-1650 (549 amino acids)
Source: RefSeq, a predicted model, not a curated record
AUGGUCAAAUUCCCUAGUUCCUCGUCCGCCUCGGCGGUGGUGCUCGCCCUCCUUGCCAGCGCACCCUCGCCGGCACAAGCAGUCGACGUGACGGUCAGCCUCGACUAUUCGACUUAUAUAGGCACAGCACAGUCGAGCACGGGGGUCACUGAAUGGCUCGGCAUCCGUUUCGCAGCGCCGCCCCUCGGGGACCUUCGCUUCGCGCGGCCUCAGGACCCCGCGGUGGUCAGCACCCCACAGCCGGCUAACCAGCAUGGCAAGGUUUGUCUCGGCACCGGCAAGCCGUCAAAUGCAACCGACACCUCGGAGGACUGCCUGUUCCUAGACAUCUAUGCGCCCAGCAACGCAACCACGGCGUCCAAGCUGCCCGUCUUCUUCUUCAUCCAGGGGGGUGGCUUCAACGAGAACUCCAAUGCGAACCUCAACGGCACCGGCCUGGUCAACGCGUCUGGGAACAACAUCAUCGUGGUCACCGUCAACUACCGCGUGGGCCCGUACGGGUUCCUGACCAACGGGGAUGAGCUGCAGCUGAACAAUGGGCUGUACGACCAGCGCAAGGCCAUGGAGUGGGUCCAGGACUACAUUGCGCAGUUCGGGGGGGACCCCGGGCAUGUGGUCCUGGGCGGCGACUCGGCCGGGGCUGCGAGCAUCAGCCUGCACCUGGCCGCGUUCGGAGGGCGUGACGACGGGCUGUUCCACGCUGCCGCCGCGGAAUCGGUCUCGUUCGCGACCGUCCUCACGGUCGAGGAGAGCCAGUACCAGUACGACAACCUUGCGCUGCGGCUGGGGUGCGUCGGCAGCUCCCACGAAUCCCUGGCCUGCCUGCGCUCCAAGACUGCCGUGGAACUCCAGGACGCGAACUACAACAUCCCGUACCCUGGCGCUGCGUCUGAGCCGCGGUACAUGUACAACCCGGUCAUCGAUGGGGACCUGAUCCGGGAGCUGACAUACACGGCCUUUGCGGACGGGAACUUUGUCAAGGUGCCCAUCAUAGUUGGCGACGACACCAACGGCGGGACCUCCUUCGCGCCCCAGGACACCUCGACCCUCGCACAGAGCAACGUGUGGAUCCGGAACCAGUUCCCCUACGUCACCCUGGAGCAGUUCGCGGCCAUCAACGAGCUGUAUCCCAACCCCAACGACACGUGCCCCAACGUCGGCUGCUACUGGCGCCAGGCAGCGGACACGUACGGGGAGAUGCGCUACAUGUGCCCCGGGCUGUACGUCACCGCCGCCUAUGUCGACUACGGCGUCCCGCAGAGCUGGCAUUACCGGUGGAAUGUCGAGGACCCGGCGCAGGUUGCGGCGGGCGAGGGCGUGCCGCACACGGUCGAGUUGAAUGCCAUUUUUGGGCCGCUCAACACCAACAACAACUCGCCGCUCAGCUACUACGCCAACGGGACCAACGCGUACGCGGUGCCGGUGGUGCAGGCAUAUUGGACCAGUUUUAUCAGGUCGUACGAUCCGAACACGUACCGGCUGAACGGGACGGCAGAGUGGCAGGCGUGGGAUGACAAGACCCAGCAGCGGAUUCUGUUUGACACGGGUGGCGCGACAAGCAUGGAGAGCUUGGCGGGCUCCGAACUGAUGGCGAGGUGCGACUACUGGUAUGGCAUCGGGGUGGACAUUCGUCAGAAGAGGUCAAUCUAG